GCCGAGCGUAAUAGAGGGAAGUAAGCCCUGGUUGUUGCCAGAGAAAAGCUCUGGGCGAGGGAGGACGUAGUGGUACGGGAGCCACGUUACUGGCCACCGCGAGCCGCGCUGGCGCGGAGGGUAGCGGUACAGCCAGACGUGUAAGCGCCACCAGCGAGAGAGAGAGAAGGACGUGGCACUUAGUUCUAGCGUCGUCCGCCUCGCAGGGGCCGCUUCAAGCAUGGCUGACCACGUCUGUCUCAUGAUGGCCUUUAGCAUUCUGCUCAGGUUCGGACAAGGUGUUUUGUCCAAUCAUGCGGCGGUCUCCAAGGUGCUGGAUGAGAUUCUGGUCAACUACAACAAAGAAAUGAGGCCGGGGAUAGCUGGCGAAGCAGUUUACGUGGACACCAACAUGCUAAUAAAGAGCAUGGGGCCUAUUUCAGAGAACGACAUGUCCUACUCCAUGCAAGUUUACUUCCGGCAGAGGUGGCAGGAUGACCGCCUGCAGUUUUACCUUCCAAACGUCACACAGUUCACUCUUAGCAACCGCUUCAUGAACCACAUAUGGAAGCCAACCACCUACUUUCUCAACGGCCGCCGAUCCAAGCUGCACAACAUCACGGUACCUAACCAGUUUCUCCGCCUUCAUUCCAAUGGCAACAUCUACAUGUCGAAAAGGUUGACCGUCCACGCUCGCUGUCCAAUGCGCUUGUCCCGCUAUCCCAUGGACUCGGCGCUGUGUCCUCUGUACGUCGGUAGCUUCGGCUACACUACCAAAGACAUCGUGUAUCGCUGGCUGAAAGACGCGCCGGCUGUCGAUGUUGACUCAGGGGUCAUGUUGUCCCAGUUUGAGAUCGGAGAGAUAGAGGUCAAAAACAUCACCAGAAUGAACAGACUGGGUGAGAUCUCCAUCCUAAGCGUAUACAUCCACCUGAACCGCGCUGUGGGUUACUUCCUGCUGCAGACCUAUGUCCCCAGCUACCUCAUCGUCUGCCUCUCGUGGGUGUCCUUCUGGAUUAACAGGGACGCCGCGCCAGCGAGAGUUCUCCUUGGAGCGACCACGAUUCUUAGCUUGGCAGCCAUGGGGAUCACCAUACGAGAAGGCCUACCCCGGGUACCAUACGCCACGGCACUGGAUGUGUUCCACAACCUGUGUAUGGUGUAUUUAAUGGCGGCUCUGAUAGAGUAUGCUGCUGUCAACUACUUCACUAAACUCAUGCCCAAAGAAGGUGGCCUGGAAGACGAUGAGGACGAGGAGGAAGAGAAGGCAGAAGAAGUGAGUGGACCACCGCCUUUAAAGGUUGUCCUCGCAGACCAAGAGAAGGAACGUGAGCGAGAGACCCUGCUGGAGGACAAGAGCGAGGUGAUUGAUGCGGAGGAUCCGUCAAUUUCCUACACGCAAGACUGUCCCAGACUCUUUUGGAGAUGCUUUAUUGGGAACUUCGAGUACCGCCUGAAGCGCGUCAUGGCCGCAGACCCAGAGGCCGGCAACAGCGUGAGCAACAUCGACAUGGUGUCCAGAUACGCAUUUCCACUGACCUUCAUCAUCAUCAACAUGCUCUACUGGUUUCUUUAUCUGUACAAUGACUCCGACGACUUCUUUGAUACAGAAUAUAUUGUUGCUUGAGUGCAGUCCUGACAGGACCAACUGCCUUCUUACAUUCAACACCACAGCAAAGUAGGCUAUUCCUUCUUAGUCACUGCCAUCCAUUCCUGCUGAUUACUAUUUGUGUUGUCGACUAUUAUGUCCACAUAUGUGUUAUUACUUGAUCUGAACACACUUUUACCCACUUGCCUUCCCUCUCCGCCAAAGAAACAGCUUUAACAGUUGCACCUUCACUAUUUACUUUUGAGGGGUUUUUUUAAAUGAAAGAAGUCACUUUUACUUCAGUGUUACAAUAAACCUGUGUAUAUAAAAUAAAAUAUGCUUGUAAGAACAGU
Pomacea canaliculata is the source of this 1920-nucleotide messenger RNA. Its product is annotated as gamma-aminobutyric acid receptor alpha-like. NCBI's taxonomy places the organism in Eukaryota, Metazoa, Mollusca, Gastropoda, Architaenioglossa, Ampullariidae. Bases 221 to 1606 code for a protein of 461 amino acids. Gene Ontology annotation, cellular component: synapse; membrane; neuron projection. Gene Ontology annotation, molecular function: extracellular ligand-gated monoatomic ion channel activity; GABA-A receptor activity; neurotransmitter receptor activity. The transcript is spliced from 10 exons. The record is from RefSeq and is a predicted model, not a curated record. Gene Ontology annotation, biological process: regulation of membrane potential; monoatomic ion transmembrane transport; nervous system process.